UGAAAAAAAAGGGAAAAUCUUGAAAAAUCAAAAAAAGCGAACCCGAAGUCCUUCGGGUCCUUGAGCUAGAAAUAAGCGUGAAGGGUUCCUCUUUCUCUCUUCGAUUUCACGGAUCGGAGAGAAAUUUAGGGUUUUUACGUUGGUGGGUCGAAGUGAAGGCUUUCUCUCGAGCAGCGUUAAUGGCGGGGGGCGGAGCUGAUGACGACUACGACUACCUUUUCAAGGUGGUUCUGAUCGGUGAUUCCGGUGUGGGCAAGUCCAAUCUGCUCUCGCGGUUCACCAGAAAUGAGUUUAGCCUCGAGUCGAAAUCCACGAUCGGCGUCGAAUUCGCGACUCGGAGCUUGACUGUUGACGGGAAAGUCAUCAAAGCCCAGAUUUGGGAUACUGCUGGCCAGGAAAGAUACCGUGCCAUUACGAGCGCUUAUUACCGAGGAGCUGUAGGAGCGCUUCUCGUCUACGAUGUCACUCGACACUCCACCUUCGAAAACGUGGAGAGGUGGCUGAGGGAACUCCGGGACCAUACCGACCCGAACAUAGUAGUAAUGCUUGUGGGCAACAAAUCCGAUCUCCGCCACCUCGUGGCCGUGCAGACAGAGGAUGCUAAAUCAUUUUCCGAGAAAGAAUCUCUCUACUUCAUGGAGACCUCGGCCCUUGAAUCCACCAACGUCGAGAACGCGUUCUCGGAAGUUUUAACGCAGAUUUACCAUAUUGUGAGCAAGAAGGCGAUGGAGGCCGGGGACGAGGCCGCGGCCAAUGUACCUUCGAAAGGAGAGAAGAUUGACGUGAGCAAAGAUGUUUCUGCUGUCAAGAAAGGUGGGUGCUGCUCUAAUUAGGGUUCUUGUUGGAAAUGUGUUUCCGUUUUUUUUUUUUUUUGUUACACCUGCAUUCAACAUUCUUUGAAGGGCGACUUGGUUUAGGAACAAAGGUGUUUGCUGUGUCGUGUGUGAAGAAGAUCUUUAUCUUAGUUGUUGUAUUCCGGUUUGAUCUGAUAUGGUUCCGGUUAAGCCGGUUUUAUCCGGUUAAGUGGAUUA
Messenger RNA from Tarenaya hassleriana, 1031 nucleotides. RefSeq names its product ras-related protein RABA1d-like. The record is from RefSeq and is a predicted model, not a curated record. Gene Ontology annotation, molecular function: GTPase activity; GTP binding. The transcript is spliced from 2 exons. Bases 180 to 833 code for a protein of 217 amino acids. Gene Ontology annotation, cellular component: endosome. Lineage: Eukaryota; Viridiplantae; Streptophyta; Magnoliopsida; Brassicales; Cleomaceae.